This is a messenger RNA of Cyclopterus lumpus (lumpfish), 6922 nucleotides long. It is a transcript of the gene tg, whose product is annotated as thyroglobulin. NCBI's taxonomy places the organism in Eukaryota, Metazoa, Chordata, Actinopteri, Perciformes, Cyclopteridae. Bases 1 to 6864 code for a protein of 2287 amino acids. The transcript is spliced from 47 exons. The record is from RefSeq and is a predicted model, not a curated record. Gene Ontology annotation, biological process: thyroid hormone generation.
AUGGAGCUGUACGGGACCCGGCAGCCCGGGACGCCUCUCCGCUGUCCCGGAGGCUGCGAGGUGAGGGCGCGGCGCCUCCUGCACGGCUCCCGGUCUCACGCUCCUCCUCAGUGCGCCGCAGACGGGAGCUUCCUGCCGGUUCAGUGUCGACUCAUCAACACCACCGACAGGGCGGAGCUGGACCUGCUGCACACCUUCAACAGGUUCCCAGAAGCCUUUGAGACGUUCGGUAGUUUCAGGAAGUUUUUCCCGACUGUUUCAUCGUUCUGCUUCUGUUCAGACAGCAGAGGCCGAGAGAUGGAGAACACAGGUGUGGAGCUCCUCCUCUCGGAGGUGUAUGACUCGGCGUUCUCCGGCCUCCGGUCCGGCCGCUCCUUCUCUCAGACCGCCGUGUACCGGGUCCUGGAGCGGAGGAUGCUGGGAGUCCAGCUGGCCCUCAGCGGGCACUUCAGAUGUCCCUCUGCCUGCGAGGCGGAGCGGAGGGCAGCGAUGGACUCGCAGAGUGUUCGCGUCCCGUCCUGCGAGGCCGGAGGAGCCUUCAGCUCCAGGCAGUGUCAGCUGGGGGGGCGGUGCUGGUGUGUGGACCCCACCGGGAGGGAGCUUCCUGGGACACGGCAGGCAGGAGACUCCCUGGUCUGCAGUUCAGGCCUCGCUGGCUGUCUCUCUCAGCGCCGCCUGGCUCUCUCCCGGCUCUUCUCCGGUCCCGUGGACCCUCCCAUCCGGGCCUCCUCCGUCAGACCCCCGGCCUCCUGUCUCUCCCUGCUCCGGCCUGUCGAGGAGCUCCUGCCGGUGGAGGCGGACCUGACCUCCUUCCUGCCUCGCCUGGUCGAAGUCCUCCACGGCGUCUUCCCCUCGGUGGGCGGGGCUCUGCAGGCUCUGGCUCGCUCGCCCCCCCGUCGCCUCCAGGAGAACCUCUUCGGAGGGAAGUUCCUAAAGAGCGCCGCCUCCUUUAACUUCAGCGGAGCGGUGGGAGCGCAAGGAGCCCUCAGUCCGGACCGGCUCGCCUCUCAGAUGGUCGCCCUCCAGAAGAACCAGGACCUGGUCCAGACUAUCAGCAGAGCUCUGGAGGACCCCGCCUUCCUCUCGGCCCUCCAACACACACUGAGGAGCAGCAGCAGCUCACACUCUUCCUCACUGCAACAGGUUCUGGUUCCUCUCCUCCGGUCCUGCUCCGAGGACGCGUCGGCCAUCUUUGUUCCCAGCUGCACGCCCGCCGGUGGUUUCCGGGAGGUCCAGUGUCAGGACGGCGGCUGCUGGUGCGUCGACGCUCGGGGUCAGGAGGUCGCGGGGUCGCGUACGGCCGGCGGUCGCCCUCGGUGUCCGUCCCGCUGCGAGACGCGGCGAGCGACGGCGCUGAAGGUCAAAGGCAACAUGGCCGCCGGCGCCGAGAUCCACGUGCCGGCGUGCUCGGAGGGCGGGGACUUCCUGCCGCUGCAGUGCGCCGGGGGGCGGUGCUUCUGCGUGGACGCCGAGGGGGCGGCGACCACCGCCGGCUCGCCGGGCGGCGCCGACACCUGUCCGGAGACGCCGACCCAGACGCUCCGCUCUGCAGGUCGCUGCUCUUGGGCGGCCAAUGAGGUCACAGCGUUCAGACAGGAAGUGCAGAGCGUCGUCGCUCUCUCUAACUCCUCCCACCUACCUCUGGGAUACGGAUUCCUAUUGGCCGAAGGUCUGCGUCUGACCGAGGAGGAGCUCCCCGUCGGCCAAUCGGAGGAGGAGCUGCGGAUCUCUGAUAGGCUCCUAGGCCGCUCCAAAGCCGCUCUGCGAUUGGCUGCUUUCUCCACCGUCCAGAUGUUCCGGCCUCCUCAGCAUCGCUCAUACCAGCCUUUCACUCCUCAGUGUGACGCUGACGGACACUGGAUGCACACGCAGUGUUACCACGGCACAGGUCAGUGUUGGUGUGUUGAUGAAGACGGAGAGUACGUCUCUGGCUCUCUGACUAGCCGCUCACUCCACCUGCCCAAAUGUCUGACUCGCUGUCAGAGAGCUCAGGUUCACACGCUGCUCUCUGGUUGGAUGAAAGGAUCUGACAUCAUCAACACGUCACCGCACCAACUGGAGUGUGACCAGGACGGGGGGUUCUCGGUGCUGCAGACAGGUGGCGCUGCAGGCUGGUGUGUGAACCGUGUGACCGGAGAGACGAUACAGUCGGCGACGGCGAGCGCUGCAGGAGAGCUGACAUGUCCCAGCUGGUGUGAGCUGCGGGGCCUUCAGUGUCGCCCCGACGGCUCCUUCGUCCCGCUGCAGUGUGAUGUCACUUCCUGUUGGUGCGUCUCCGAGGACGGACAAGAAGUGGGCGGGACCCAAACGGCCCGACAGACAGAGCGGACGCCGUCAUGUGACCGCCCUCUCUGUCCUGACGCCGCCAUUACCCAUGGUGCACUGCUGUGCCGCCCGGCGGCCAACGGUCGGCAGGCCUGUGACCUCAUCUGUCACCGAGGUUACCAGAACUCACUUCCUGUCGCCAGCUUCCUGUGCCGGACCGAGAGCCGGCGAUGGGACGGAGACGACCGGCCGGUGGGAGGAGCCUGUCAGAUUCCUCAGCCUAUCCAAUCCGUGUCCUCCUCUCAGCUCUGGUCGUUAUCGUCGUCCUGUUCUCAGAUCAGCAGUUUACGGUCUCUGUUGUUCACCUUGAUGACCAGCAGGGGGCUCUGCACCGCUCAGCUUCCAGUGUCGGGUCGCUCCGUGUCGUUGUGUGACGACUCGUCGGUGCGUCUGAUGUGCGACGACAAGCUGCAGCUGACCCUCACCUGGACCGCCCACCUGUCUGACCUCCCGACCUCUGACCUCCCCGACCUCCAGGACGUCGGUGUGUUCCUGAACGGCUCCAGACUCCUGGAGGGCGCUCGGGGGCUUCUGGGUAAUAUCCGCUCCGCGCUCACGGCGGACCCAGAACUCGUUUCCGCUGCAGCGGCGAGCUUCGGCUGCUCAGUCGGUCACCGCCUGGUCGGCGCCGGCGAAGGCUGCGUCGUCUGUCCGGCUGGGAGCUACUCCAGGGAGGGGGCGUGUCUGCUGUGUCCUCAAGGGACCUAUCAGGACCAAGAGGGGCGGGACGUCUGCCACAGGUGCCCUAGAGGCUCCUCCCCUCCCGGAGCGUCGUCCGUCAGUCAGUGUGUGACUGAGUGUCAGAGGCGGGGCCUGCGGUGUUCAGAGCGAGGCGACUUCCUGUCAGCUCAGCCCGACUUCCUUUCCGGCAGAUGGAGGUGUGUCGACAGCAAAGGGGCGGAGCUUGAGUGGACCAACAGCGACAAGCCUCUGACUGAUGACGAGUGCUCAGUUCUCAGCAGGUUUCAGGCUGUUCCCGGAUCAGAUCUGAUUGUGGGAGCUGAAGACACUGAAGUCCUGCAAACAACGACCUCUGACCUCACAUCCUGUGUCCAAGCGUGUGCAGUGGAGCCGUCCUGCCACCAUGUGGCGCUGUUCACCAGACAGACUCAGUGUGAACUGUACAGCACACACACACUGAACACACACUGCAACACCUCGCAGCAGGCCAGAGGGUUUCUGGGUAAUCCUCAGGCCGAGCUCUUUGAUUGGCUGAGCUGCUCUCUGAGAGUGAGGGGCGGGGCUUCAGAUCUACUCGUCAUCAGGAAGAAAGGCAUAGCGUUUGAGAGGGUGAGGAUGAUGAAGGCGGUCUCAGGUGUGUUCAGGACUCAGGUGUUCUCCUCCAGAAGGACCUCCCUCUCCGACGCACAUCGUUUCUGUCAGGACGGCUGCAGCCGCGACGCCUGCUGCGACGGGUUCCUCCUGAACCAGAACCGCCUGGACGGAGGGUCUCUGCUCUGUGGUUGGCUGAGAGCUCCAUCGAUCUUGAUGUGCGGAGACCAGGACUGGGAUGUGAUUGGACAGGCAACGGCCAAUCGCACCUGUGGAACGGGGCUGACCUACAACGAGCAGCAGAGGAGCUUCCUGUUCGACUUCGGGGGGCAAAAGUUCAACAUCACGGACUCUCUGCCGGCCCACAGUAAGAACCAGAAGGACUACCAGGCCUCCAUCGUCAGCUUCCAGGCCGUCUACCUGAACUCUGAUGCUGAUUCAGCAGCUGGGGGUUCUGGUUCUUCUUCCUGUCCAGCACCAGAACUCAGUCCUCCUCUAGAAGCUUCAGUCCAGAACAGGUUUCAGUCUCUCUUGGAGGACGACGUGCUCGUGGACCCUGAGAGGAAACCACCCACACUCUCCUUCUGGCUCAACAGGAGGAACUACAACUCCCAGCAGGCAUUGCUCUGGUGUCUCACACGCUGUGAUGAAGAGCAGCUCUGCUCUGUCGCUGACCUCAGAGACUCCGCCUCUGACCUCGGAGACUCCGCCUCUGACCUUGGAGACUCCGCCUCUGCAGGUUUCUUCUUCUGCUCGUUGUUCUCCGACAGCAGAGCGUGUGGAGCGUAUGACGAACCGCUGAGGAGGCGCUGCCGCCCCCUGCUGUCCAGAGCGCCCAACUGCACCUACAGCAAGAAGGUGAGUCUCACCGGACCGGUGAAGAGUUUCUACCAGAGAGUUUCCUUCCAGAAGAUGGUUUCUUACUCCGUACGCAGCCGAGUCCUCUUGAGAGGAGACACCCCACUGACUGAGGGCUUCAUGGAGUGUGAGCGGCGCUGUGACGAGGAUUCUUGUUGCCGCGGCUUCGGCUUCGUCCGAGACACCAAGUCACCAGGUGGCUCCAGCGUGGUGUGUGUGUCUCUCCUCAGUCUCGGGGUCCAGACCUGCAGUGAGGAUGAUGAGACCUCCUGGAGGACCCAGGACUGCAGGAGGUCUGCAGUGGAGACCAGACCGGACCCCUUCGGCUGGUUCCAGAAGCCUGUGAAUCAGUGGACGUCGUCUCCGGCUCUCUGUCCUCCGUUCAGCCUGCAGACAAACAACGUGUCUCUGGACCAAUGGCGUCUCCUCUCUGACUCGGCGGUGCUCGUCGACCCGUCUGUCUCCACGUAUGAUGUCAUCCACGUGAGCCGUGACGUCGCCGCGGACGGGGACGCGCCCCGUGACUGGUGUCUCCAUGCCUGUCAGGAGGCGGAGUCUUCUUGCGUCGCCGUGUCACUCAGUGAGACGGGGUCCGCCACCCGCUGCGUCCUCUACCCGGACACCACGGCUUGUGGAUUAAGCUCCGCCCCCGGCUCAUCAAUCCCCGCCUCCUCUUGCAGACUGGUCAUCAGAGAGCCCGCCUCCCAGGUGUACCUGAGAACAGAGCGGUUGCCGUUGGUUACAUCUGUCUCCGUCCCGGGUCACGGGACCCUGCGUGGCGUUGUCGUGGAAACGGCCCUGGGAUCAGACAGGAAGUCGGUCGUCCACUUCCUGGGCGUCCCGUACGCUCGUCCACCAAUAGGAUCGCUUCGCUUUGAAGCAGCUCAGCCGGCCGAUUGGUCUGGAACCUGGGACGCCACCAAACCACAUCCCAGUUGUCUUCAGCCUGGUGAUGAAGCGUCUUCAGCCUCCAGUGAAGACUGUCUCUACCUCAACAUCUUCACUCCUGCUGCUUUGAGGGGGCGUGUCCCAGUCCUGGUUUUCUUCUUCAACCCUUCGGCCAAUCAGAAGCCAGGUCUGCUGGAUGGCUCCACCCUCGCCGCUGUGGGUAACAUCGUCGUGGUGACGGCCAGCUACAGGACCGCUGCGCUGGGAUUCCUGAGCACAGGUCCCUCCGGUCUCCGUGGUAACUACGGGCUGUCGGACCAGGAGGCGGUUCUUCUCUGGGUUCACGCCCACAUCUCUCUGGUGGGCGGAGACAACGGGUCAGUGACGGUCGGCUCGGAGCGAGGAGGCGCUGACAUCACCAGCCUUCACCUCCUCUCCUCCUCUUCCUCUCCUCUUUUCCAGCGCAUGAUGCUGAUGGGCGGCUCUGUGUUCUCUCCUUCUCUGGUCCAGACUCCCUCCUCCUCCAGACGUCAGGCGGUCGAUCUGGCCAAAGAGCUCGGCUGCGUGACCUCUGACCUCAUUGACGACGACAAAAUGGCCGCCUGCCUCCGAGCGACGCCGGCGUCCUCGUUAAACGCCGCUCAGACCAAACUGUUGGCGGUCAGCGGUCCGUUCCGGUCCUGGUCUCCGGUCCGGUCCGGGUCUCCGGUCCGGUCCUCGGCCCUCCGCAGAGUGGACCUGCUGCUGGGAACGUCCGAGCACGACGGGCUGAUCGGCCGAGCGCGCAGGAUAAAGGACUUCGAGGCCCUUCGGGGUCGAGCCGACGGCAAGACGGCGUUCUACGAGGCUCUGAGUCGCUCGCUGGGCGGCGCCACAGGAAGUGAGCUCCUGAAGGGGGCGGCGGCCUGGUUCUACUCCCUGGACCAUGGCCCCUCCCCCGCCGGGUACAACCUGUUCUCCAGAGCGCUCAACAACGCCACCAGGGAUCUGUUCAUAAUCUGUCCCAGCCUUCAGAUGGCUAGCCACUGGGCUAACAGUAAAGCUAACGUCUUCCUGUAUCACCAACCCGCCUCCAGCUCUCACAACAGGGCCGAUGUGUCCGUCCCUCUGGACGUUCAGUUUGUGUUCGGGACGCCUCAUCGUCCAAUGAGCUCGCAACGUUUCACUUCCUCUGACCGACGCCUCUCUCUGGCCGUGAUGACCUACGUGUCCAGCUUCAUCAGAACCGGAAACCCAAACCCGUCCCGUGUGUGGGCGGAGUCAGUUCUGCCACGCUGGCAGCAGGUCCUGUCCUCUGAAGCCACGCCCACUUACAUGGAGCUAAGCCCCGCCCUCCAACAUCGUCAGGGUCUGAGUCAGAGCUCCUGCUCCUUCUGGAGCCAACUGGGAACCAGUCUGACCAGUCUGACCAGUCAGAGCGGUGUUUUGGGGGCGGAGCCUAUCCAGCCUGAGUUGACCCCUGAGCUCCCGCUGGCUGCACCAUCCAGCCAAUCACGGACUGAGAAAGACACCUACAACUAAUGACAUCAUCAUCAUCAUCAUCACAGUUGUCUCCAGAUUCAGUGAAGAAAUUAAACGA